This is a messenger RNA of Labrus mixtus (cuckoo wrasse), 6330 nucleotides long. RefSeq names its product period circadian clock 1b (gene per1b). Gene Ontology annotation, cellular component: cytoplasm; nucleus. Gene Ontology annotation, molecular function: transcription cis-regulatory region binding; transcription corepressor binding. NCBI's taxonomy places the organism in Eukaryota, Metazoa, Chordata, Actinopteri, Labriformes, Labridae. Gene Ontology annotation, biological process: circadian regulation of gene expression; entrainment of circadian clock by photoperiod; negative regulation of transcription by RNA polymerase II. The record is from RefSeq and is a predicted model, not a curated record. The coding region runs from base 657 to 5018 and encodes 1453 amino acids. The transcript has 20 exons.
CAAGUCGAGCAGUGUGCUUUUAUCUAUCGGAUGUUCAUAGCCGUCAAAGGGAUUGAAACUCUCUCUUUUUGAUUUAAACGCUUUUUCUCUGAUAUAUUGAAACAUUUGGAUGCGCGGUGUCGUGAUUAAGCGGUUUCACAGACGGAGACAUUCUCACAUGGUCACGCACGGAGCCACGCCACAGUGUCCCGCAGCCUCCGACUGUACUCUGCAGCAAGGGAGUGUUUCAGGUGGCCUUUAACCAUCAGAGCAACACAUCACAAAAGAGGCGACGAGCAGAUACAGAGCAAAGAGAUUUUUCUCACCAUCUCUCGUCCCAUCUGUUGGAGGCGCUUAUGCCAAGGCUGUUUCAUAAGCAGAAAUUAAUCUUUGAGGGACACUUCUUCCCUCAAGAAAAUAGCUUUUUGGUGAUUUGCAACAUAUUUGCAGCCAUCUGAAACUCUGCACUUUUCAAACUCUUAUCUACAGGCUGAGAGCCUUUACUUUAUUAGUUUUUUAAGUCUGAGAAACAAUGAAUUUCUCUCCUUAAUUUUUUAAAACAAACAGCAACUAUGAUUCAUCCAGGUAUACAUAGUAGUCCCACUUAAACUUGCUCCUCCUGUUUUCCCCCCGGCUGACAACUUAAUCAAGCUGUACCAGCCUCGUCCUACAUUAGUAUGAGUUAUGACAACUCUAAAACGCCCAGCAGCACCACUCGAGGGCGAGUGGCGAGGGCUGAAGAGAAAGAGAACGAGCAGGAUGCCGAGUCAGAAGAGUUAAACUCUCCUAAAAUCGGCGGUGGCCAGAGCAGUGCCAAUGUCAAGACUCAGGAGCAGGGAGGCAAAGCCAGACGUGGCUCCUCUCCCAGCGGAGGGUCAGGAUCGGGGAGUUCAUCCGGACACUGUAGGGGGGCGAAUUCAGACGACAUGGACGGACUUUCAAGCGGGAAUGACUCCGGAGAAAGAGAAAGCGAGGGAGGGAUGGACAGGGAGAACGGGUCACGUGGGCGGCAGUCAACGCGAAGCUCAAACAGCUCAAACGGGAAGGACUCUGGGAUGAUGCUAGAAACUACAGAGAGCAACAAGAGCUCAAACUCCCAGAGCCUCUCCCCCCCCAGUGGCUCUCUGGCCUACAGCCUGUUGUCCACCGGCUCAGAGCGAGACCCCCCCUCCACCUCCGGCUGCAGCAGCAACCAGUCGGCACGGGUCCAGACCCAAAAGGAGCUCAUGAAGGCCAUCAAGGAGCUGAAGCUGCGUCUGCCGAGCGAGCGCACGACCAAGGGUCACUCCAGCACCCUGAAUGCACUCAAAUACGCCUUGCAGUGUGUUAAACAAGUGCGAGCUAACAAGGAGUUCUACCAUCAGUGGAGCGUAGAGGAGUGUCAUGGCUGCAGUCUGGACUUGUCUGCCUUCACUAUUGAAGAGCUUGACAACAUCACCUCAGAAUACACACUCAAAAACACUGACACUUUCUCCAUGGCAGUGUCUUUCUUGUCAGGCAAGGUCGUGUACGUUUCACCUCAGGGCUCAUCUCUGCUGCGCUGCAAACCAGAGUGUCUCCAGGGGAAAAUGUUUUCUGAGCUUUUAGCCCCCCAGGAUGUCAGCACUUUCUACAGCGGCACGGCACCCUGCCGCCUGCCACCCUGGGCCUCCUGCAUCGGGUCUGCCUCAUCUCCAGCAGAUUGCACUCAGGAGAAGUCAAUGUUCUGUCGCAUCAGUGCAGACAAGGCGCAGGGCAGAGAGAUGCGUUACUACCCAUUCCGCCUCACGCCCUACCAACUCACCAUCAAAGACUCAGAUGUUGCAGAGCCUCAGCCCUGCUGCCUGCUCAUCGCAGAGAGAGUCCACUCUGGAUAUGAAGCUCCUCGUAUUCCUCCAGACAAGAGGAUCUUCACCACCAGUCACACUCCCAGCUGCCUCUUCCAGGAGGUCGACGAGAGGGCGGUUCCAUUGUUAGGUUACCUGCCUCAGGACUUAGUGGGAACACCAACCCUGCUCUACAUCCACCCUGACGACAGGCCCAUGAUGGUCGCCAUUCACGAAAAAAUCUUUCAGUUUGCAGGGCAGCCGUUUGAGUAUUCUGCCCUGAGGAUGUGCGCCCGAAGCGGGGAAUACCUGACCAUCGACACCAGCUGGUCUUCCUUUGUGAACCCCUGGAGCCGCAAAGUGGCAUUCAUUGUAGGACGGCACAAAGUCAGAACGAGCCCUUUGAAUGAAGACGUGUUCACGAUGCCGCAGAGCUGCGAGAGUCGGGUCACCACGCCCGAUGUUGUCCAGCUGAGCGAGCAGAUCCACCGGAUACUGGUGCAGCCGGUGCACAGCGGCGGCUCUCAGGGCUACAGCUCCCUCGGCUCCAGUGGCUCAAGAGGCUCCCGACGCUCACACCAGCAGCACCUCAGUGCCUCCGCUGCCUCGUCCAGCGACAGCAACGGACCCGCCAUGAAACAGGCUGCUGCCGUAGUGGCUCUACACAAACCAAUGACGUUCCAGCAGAUCUGCAAAGAUGUUCACAUGGUGAAGACGAGCGGACAGCAAGUGUUUAUCGAGUCCCGUAACCGGCCACUGCCAAGAAAAAACACUAAUGGAGGUGCAGCAGGCAUCCGAGCCGUCUCCAAUCGGGACCCAAUCAGAGGUCUGAUCGACGAUCUGACCAAACCUCCCAAAGCUCUUGUCCCUCCAGCGCUCGUUCGUAAGGAUCCUCCCGCUGGAUACUCCUACCAGCAGAUCAACUGUCUGGACAGCAUCAUAAGGUACUUGGAAAGCUGUAACAUUCCUAACACCGUAAAAAGAAAGUGCGGCUCGUCCUCAUGUACCUCCACCUCUGAUGAGGACAAACAGGAUGCAAACUGCAAAGGUGGUUCAGUUAGCCUCAUAGGUGAACCACCUCCUCUGCCCCAUCUGACCAUGGCCACAAAGGCAGAGAGCGUAGCCUCAGACCCUUCGCAGUGUAGCUUCAGCAGCACCAUCGUGCAUGUGGGAGACAAGAAGCCACCUGAGUCAGACAUCAUAAUGGAGGAUGCUCCCACAACACAGCUCACUCCCUGUACGACCACACCAACUCGCCCCGCCAUCACGCCGCCUCCUCCUCCUCCUCCCCCUCACGCAUCGCCUCUCCCCCAAACUGGUCAGCCAGAGAGGGACAGCUGGAGAAGUGGAGGGAGCAGUGGAGGAGGGCGGAUGGGUCUGACCAAGGAGGUAUUGUCCGCCCACACGCAGCAGGAGGAGCAGGCGUUCCUCGACCGCUUCAAAGACCUCAGCAAGCUGCGAGUGUUUGAUCAGACAUCAUCUUCUGGUAUGCGAUGCCACAACGCGGCUGCCAACCCUCUGUCACGAGGAGUGCGUUGUUCCCGAGAUUACCCGGCCGCAGGAAGCAGCACAGGUCACAGACGUGGUCGCGGCGGUAAAAGGCUGAAGCCUCAGGAGUCUUCAGACCAGCACAGCUCUAUGGGCCGUAGUGGAAGCCAGCUGGACAACAGAAUCGGCACAGCCCCCCUACCCCUCAACAUGCCUCUGGGACCCCCAACAAACUCUUCCUCCUGGCCGUCUGUUGGCUCCCAGGCCAGCAUUCCCUCUGCCCCCUUCGCUCCAGGAAUGCUUCCCAUCUACCCGAUGUACCCCCCAAUCACACAGCCAUUCCCUCAGGCCGUCCCUAUCCCCGAUCCCUCACGUUUCCCCAUCCCUCAGAUGGUCCCUCCCCCCCAGAUGGUUCCCCCCACCCAAAUGGUGCCUCCAAUGAUGGCCCUGGUGCUACCCAAUUACAUGUUUCCCCAGAUGGGAGCUCCUAUCUCCCAAGCAGUCCCCACACCCGGACACUUCUACAACCCAAACUUCUCAUUCCCCAUCAACGCCCCUGCUUCCAUUUCCAACCCCGUCCACGUUCCCAUCCCAACUACCUGCGCCCCCUCCCGUAGCAGCACCCCUCAGUCCUACAGUCAUACACCAGCCGACCGUGAGGGUGCAGAGUCCCCUCUCUUCCAGUCCCGAUGCUCCUCACCUCUGAACCUCCUGCAGCUAGAGGAGUCGCCGAGCAACCGCUUAGAGGUCGCCACAGCUCUUGUGGCAUCACAACAAGCCACGCCUUCUGUGCAAGGCGGGGCAACUCAGCCGCUACAGAGCUCGGCCAAUCAGGGAAUCUCUGAUGAAACCUCCAAGGAGAAUGAGAAUGGUGAAACUAAUGAGUCCAACCAAGACGCCAUGUCCACCUCCAGCGACCUGCUCGACAUGCUGUUACAUGAAGACUCCCGCUCCGGCACCGGCUCGGCUGCCUCUGGUUCGGGGUCCUCAGGUACCAGGUCCUCUGGUUCGGGGUCCGGGUCCAACGGCUGCAGCUCCUCCGGAACCAGCGGCACCAGCAGCAGUCAGGGCAGCCACACCAGCAAGUACUUUGGCAGCAUCGACUCAUCGGAGAACGAUCACUCCCGUAAACAGACAGCAGGGGGCAGCAGCAGCGGUGGAGGAGAUGGUGGCGAGGAGCAGUUUAUCAAGUGUGUCCUGCAGGACCCCAUCUGGCUUCUGUUGGCAAACACCGAUGAUAAAGUGAUGAUGACGUACCAGCUGCCUGUCAGGGAUAUGGAGACAGUGCUGCGAGAGGACCGCGAGGCCCUGAGGAGCAUGCAGAAGCAUCAGCCUCGUUUCAACGAGGAGCAGAAGAGGGAGCUGAGCCAGGUGCACCCCUGGAUCCGCACAGGACGCCUGCCACGAGCCAUCAACAUCUCUGGCUGUGCAGGCUGCAAGUCUCCGCCCACCGUGCCUGCCGUCGCUCCGUUCGAUGUAGAGAUCCACGAGAUGGAGCUGUGCAGCGUGCUCAAAGGUCAGGAAGAUGGCAGCAAAGGGAAGAAAAAUCUCUGCGAGACAGCCAUGGAUGAAGCUCAUCCUGAUGACGUGGAUGAAGAAGAAGAGGAGGAAGAAGAAGUGGAGCAGAAGAACACAAAAACACUUCAUAGCAACCAGGAAAUGUCAGCGGAGGAGCUGAGAGCGUGCUCAGAGGCAGUUGAGGGAAAAGCGGAGGCUCAACAGGCUGAAUCUCACAUGACACACUGAGUUGGUUGCCAAAGAUAAAGAGUACUAUCAUGAAUAUUCGCUGCUGGUAUGCAGGUAAAGUGCACCUUCCAGGACCUUCCGGCACCCGAACAGCACUGCACAGGGUGCCGGGUGUUAAAUAUGCACCUUCCAAGACCUUUCCCUAUCUGGGACAUCGUUACACUUGUAAGAUGUUAAAAGUUUAAGGUGCAUAUUCUGAAAGGAAACUUCCAUGAACUGAACGACAGGUCAGGUUGGACACUUGGCCGUGUUCAUUCUCCGUGAAGUUAAAUGACAGCACACCAGGCCCGUUGUAUGAGCGCAUAUUAAAUGCCUUGGAAGCCACAUGACACGCACAAGUGUUUUUGUCCCUUUUGUUUCUCUUCAGCUGCCCUUGUAGCUCCUGAAAUAUUUAUUUAAGUUGUAAAUUAAUCAGAGAGGACGAAGGGGAAUGUGUUGCAUAAAAGGCGCCUUUACUUAAAGAUGGAUGUUCUUCACCACAGUGUCCUCCUCGAUGACUUCAUCUCUCCUGCUCACGAGGAAAGAAGGGAGUUCAUCUGUGACUUUUCUUGUUGAUUGAUUCCCAGCAAGAUCCGUUUUUCUCACUCAGACUCAAAGUUCUUUUUUUUUUAUGUAAAAAGUUUGUCUGAACUACAGAAAAAGCAACUUUGACUCACGAGUCAAAAUGUACAGUAAGAACCAGGUUUAUUUUGUAAACAAUGUGUAUAUUUUUAUACUUUAUCCACUGCAAAGACGAGUAUGUGUAUACUGUAAAAUAAGAAAAAACCAGGACAGAAAUCUUCGCAGUUUUGAAAUUGCAGCAGAAAAAAACAAUCACUUUCACGGUCUCUGAACAGAGAUGACGUUUAUUUUCUCACGACAAGGCAAUCUUGUUGCUUUUCUUGAGCAAUGUGCAGUUAAAAUCGUGGGGAAACGUGGCAAUCACCUGGAGACCAACCUGGACUUUUUAAGGUUGCUCCUCGGCAGGGCAUUAGUAGGUGCAUUUGUGUGGGAAAAGAACAACGUCUGUCUGAAGAAUCACAGACAGUAUUUCCAUCCCAAGAGGCUGAGAUGGCUUUUGUGUUGCCGGUGCUUUGCCCAUGGUGAUGGGUGUAUUUGAAAGAGGAGGACUGGACUCUCUGAACUCUCUGGAGAGCUUGGAGAGUGUAAACUAUCUUUCUUUCCUCUCUGUCCUGUUACUCUCUUUCUCUGUGGCACUGUUCUGGUCAUGUGAUAUCCUAUGCUUUGUCAGUGGUGUUUGCAACAGUUUCUUAAUAUUUUUGUGAAAAUUCUUUGUACAAAAAAAGACAAUAAAAUGACUUGAAAUGUAAAA